Messenger RNA from Leucoraja erinaceus (little skate), 2098 nucleotides. Its product is annotated as hyaluronidase-1-like. The record is from RefSeq and is a predicted model, not a curated record. Lineage: Eukaryota; Metazoa; Chordata; Chondrichthyes; Rajiformes; Rajidae. The transcript has 4 exons. Bases 307 to 1629 code for a protein of 440 amino acids. Gene Ontology annotation, molecular function: hyalurononglucosaminidase activity. Gene Ontology annotation, biological process: carbohydrate metabolic process; hyaluronan catabolic process.
AUGACACGGCUGCUGAACCGCCUCUUGAGCUGUUAUUAUAGAAUGGAGCGGCGUGAUUUCUCUACUGCUUAUGAAAUUGAGGAGUGCAGCACAGCAGAGGCUUCGCUGGGCUAGUCACAGCAGCAGCCGGGGGCUUGCAUUAGGAUGAUGCAAAAUUUGGGAUAAGAGACUUCACGCCCGCAUUGCAGCAGAGUGCAGACACCAGUCAGGAUCUGUGCCCCGGAGAGGAAAUGCUUUUGGGGAAAACACACAACGUGUAAACAGGCUGAUUUGCCAUAGAGUGAAAGGAUAACAAGCUGAGCAACUAUGUUCUUCACUAGGGCACAAAUAGUUCUUCUGUGCAUGUGCACCAUGACCAUGGGACAAGUAUUGAAACAAACAAAAUCCCCAAUUAUCUUCAACAAGCCAUUUAUAACUGUGUGGAAUGCUCCCACUGCAGACUGCAAAUCCUCCUUUGAUGUUGAUCUUAACUUGGGGAUUUUUGACAUAAUUGCAAACCAAAAUGAGUCAUUUAUUGGGCAGAACAUCACUAUAUUUUACGAAGAUAAACUGGGCUAUUACCCCCACUACACUAAAAGUGGGGUGUCUGUCAAUGGAGGCACUCCGCAGAACGCCAGUUUGAAGGAUCACAUUGCAAAGGCCAAGGUAGACGUGGAGACACUCAUACCGCAGAAAGAUUUUGACGGGAUGUCAGUCAUUGAUUGGGAGAGCUGGAGACCCUUGUGGUUCAGGGACUGGGAUCAGAAAGAUAUCUACCGUGAGAAAUCAAAGCAGCUGGUCCGUAUGCAACAUCCGGACUGGUCUGAUAGUCAAGUGGCAAAGCAAGCACAAAUUGAGUAUGAACGAGCAGCCAGAGCCUUUAUGGGACAGACCUUGAAGGUAUCAAAAGGCCUUAGGCCCAAGGGGCUGUGGGGCUACUAUGGUUUUCCUUGUUGCUACAAUGAUGAAUUUUCCAAACAUUACACCGGAAAAUGUCCGGAUAUUGAGAUGAAGAGGAAUGACCAGCUGGCGUGGCUGUGGAAGGAGAGCAUUGCAUUGUAUCCAAGCAUCUACCUCAGUGCCAAGCUUCGAUCAACACUGAGUGCACAGAGGUAUGUUCACUACCGAAUGAAAGAAGGCCUCCGUCUUGCUGAAAUGGGACUGAAUUACAGUUUGCCUGUCAUCCCCUACGCUCGGAUAGUGUAUGAAAACACCAUGGAAUUCCUAACUGAGAUUGACUUGGUCCACACCAUCGGAGAGAGUGCUUCAAUGGGAGCUGCAGGCAUUGUCCUUUGGGGAAACAAAGACUAUGCCCACUCACAGGAAUCUUGCCUGGCUUUAAAAGCCUACAUCAAUGGACUGCUGGGGACUUACAUUGUUAACGUAACCACUGCUGCAGUGCUCUGCAGUCAGCAUUUGUGUAGCAAUCAUGGUCGGUGCGUGCGAUCAGACCACAUGACCCAAGCCUACCUGCACCUGAACCCAAACUCCUUUGCCGUGAAGGUGAACCCAAUAGGCAAAGGGCCGCCAUUCUCCCUGUGGGGGCAGGCGUCCAAGAGGGAUGUGGUAGAGAUGGCUGACAACUUUCGGUGCCAGUGUUACAAUGGAUGGAUGGGGGCACAUUGUGAGAUCGCAAGUGAUACUAAUUAAUCUCUAUCCGGAUUUCAAGAUCUGACUAUAAUUUGUCUAUAAUUGUCUAUAAUUGUAAUGGCAACGAACUACAGUUGAUGGAUUCCCAAAGAAAUAUACAAAAUGCUGGGAUAACUCAGCGGGUCAGGCAGCAUCUCUGGAGAUCAUGUUUCCAGGUCAGGACCCUUCUUGAGAUCCACCAACGAGCACAGAACUUGAUCUGAAGAGGGGUCCCAACCCAAACCUUCACCUAUCCAUGCUUCUCCAGAGAUGCUGCCUGCCCUGCUGAGUUACUCCAGCACUGUGUCUUUCUUAUGUGCCUGGAAUUUAUCUAUUUCUAACCAGUUUUUCUGAAUUUACCAAUAUUAUAUCAAUUAUUGCCUCAAUCUGCUCAAUAUAUUGUUAUUUUCUGUUUUUUUUGUGGCAUGUAUAUCUGUAAGGUGAUAUAUCUUGUUAAAUGUGGUCCUUUAAAUUCCAACGCUCAUCAGUU